AUGUCCUCAAAAGAAGGUGAUAUGCAUCAUCAGCUGUUCUUUUCCUUUAAAAGACUCCUCGCUAACUUGCCAACACAACGAUCGCCUCGAGGCCGAGUGGUGGCAGAAGGUGUGUACAAUAACGCGCACUUCAUGCACGCGGCGACAUCACACGUUGGUGAUAUCGUCCAAGUUCUCACGCAGUCUGGUAGCCUCUGGGAGGGCGUUUUCAAGACCUUCAGUGCUCAGUUUGAGGUGGUAUUAGAAGUCGCGCAUAGAGUGGACCAAGAGGGAGUUGUGGCUGUUGACUCAGUGGUUGAGAAGUUGAUUUUCAAGCCGCAGGAUGUAGUGUCCAUCCGGGCGAAGGACUCGGAUCUGGAGUACGCGACCCACGACGUGUUUCAGACUGAUAGCGCUAUAUCUAAUAAGUUUAAUGGUAACGGUAGAUCAGCAGAAGAGCGACACUUAGAGCCGUGGGACGGCUGCGAGGUGGAGGUCGGGGAAUCCCCCUCACUGAACGGGGACGCUCGUCUCGAGGACUUGGAGCUCGACCACCGUGCCAACGGCUGGGACGCGAACGAUAUGUUCCGUAAGAACGAGGAGGUGUAUGGGGUUCACAGCACGUACGAUCACUCCCUAGCGGGAUAUACGUUGCCGUUGCAGAGGAAGGAUACUCAGGAUUAUAGGGACGCAGAAGCUAAAGCCGAAGAGAUUGCAGCGGAAAUAGAGAACACGCCGUCGUACAAGGCGCGGAUAGAGCUCGAGAACGGCGACGAGGAGGAGCGCUUCGCGGCCGUCGUGCGUCCGCCGGACUCCGGCAAAUACGUCAUACCAAACAAGAGGAAGAACCUGCAGACGGGAAAGCUGGUGAAACCAAACAACAACAACAACGGCGCGCCGCCUGCCCCCGCCGCCAACAAGCCCGCCUUCGCGCACGCGCCGCCCAAGGACAAGGAGCACCGCCCGACCCGGCACCACCUCACGCCGCCCUCCGAGAGGGUGGACCGCCCCCUGGACCGCCCUAUGGACCGCCCCAUGGACCGCCCGGCGGAGCGACCGGCCGAGCGGGUGGAGCGACGACCUGAUGAGCCACCGGAGAAGAAACAUCGUCCGCCGCGCCACAACCUCACGCCUGAUAGGCGGUCUGAUCAUCCAUCGGCGGCCAGCCCCGCCGCGAGCGCGGGCGCGGCGGCCAACAAGAGCUACGCGCAGCAGGCCGGUGCCUACCACGCGCCGCCGCCCUUCCCGCACCACCACCACCAGCAGCACCAGCACCAGCAGCAAGCAAGCGGUAAAAUGAACGGUGAGCCUCGGGCUGCGCCCCUGCCUCGCCAGGGCUUCCCGCCACACCACCACCACAACCCGCCCCCGGGCGCGGAGGGACACACGCGGCCGCCGCGGCACCACGCGCCGCCGCCCGAGCCGCGUCGUCAGGACGAAGUCCAAGAACUGCGCAAGUUCGGGCAGGAGUUCAAGCUGGUGACGUCCCCGGCGCCGAGCGCGCCGCCGCCCGCGCAGCCGCAGCAGCCACCGCAGCCGCAGCAGCCGCCGCAACCGCAGCCGCAGCCGACCGUCGUCAGCGUGCCGCCACCGCAACAGCAGCCAGCCGCGCCGCCGACCGCGGCAGCGCCGGCCGCGCAGCCGGCGCCGCCGCCGGGCCCCGCCAGCCCGCCCGAGGUGUCGGCCAACGCGGGCGCGCCGUCGUCGCCGCCCAAGCGCGAGCGCGCGCACAAGCACGAGGCGCACCCGCCGCACCCGCCGCCCGUCACGCACCAUAAGCCUCCACCAGUGCCAAAACAAGAAGAGCAGCAACAAGAAGAACGGUCACCAGCUUCCUCAUCUCCGCCAUCCUCAGCAUCCUCCGCAUCGCCAGGAGCCGAGAGGGUGGAGAGGGUGGCCGCCGCCCUCAAGAAGUCCACCCUCAACCCCAACGCGAAGGAGUUCAACCCCAGCGCCAAGCCCUUCACCCCGAGAAGUCCCACCACGCCCAGUCAUAGCAGGCCACACACGCCCGGCACGCCGGUGGGCAUGGGCGCGGGCAUGGGCAUGGGCGGCGUGGGCGUGGGGCUCGGCGGCGUGGGCGUGGUGGGCGCCGGCGUCAGCUACGUGCCCGCCCCGCCGCCGCCCACUAUGGUGGCAGUGUCCCCGCACACGUACAUGGUGGCGGCGGCGGCGGCGCAGCAGCCCCCCACCUAUUUGCCACAUCCGCAUCCGAUGGAGAUGGGGUGCGAGUGUCGGCAGUACGCGCCCAUCCUCGUGCUGGACAAGCGCGAGCGCGACGCGGUGAGCGUGCCGGGUUUGAUGCGGUUCUCGUUGUGUGCACUUUGUUUUGUUGUUCUUGAUUGUUCUUGG
Brenthis ino (lesser marbled fritillary) is the source of this 2331-nucleotide messenger RNA. NCBI's taxonomy places the organism in Eukaryota, Metazoa, Arthropoda, Insecta, Lepidoptera, Nymphalidae. The record is from the annotation of a GenBank genome assembly.